AUGGCGGUGCGGUGGGCCCGGCUCCGCGUCUGGCUGCUCCUGCAUUUUCUGCCGCAGGUGUACUGCGAGUAUGGGAUGGUACAUGUCCUUUCAGAGAAAGGGAGCAGCAAAGGAAAAGACUACUGUAUCCUCUUCAACUCUCAGUGGGCCCAUUUGCCACAUGAUCUGGGUAAAGCUUCACUCUUGCAACUGCAGGAUCAGACAGCGUCUGUUUUAUGUUCUCCUUCUGAUGUACCUGAUGGGGGAUUUAAUAAUCAAAUCCCCAUGGUGAUGCGAGGGAAUUGCACCUUCUAUGAGAAAGUGAGGCUCGCUCAGAUAAAUGGAGCUCGUGGGCUGCUCAUUGUUAGUAGAGAGAGACUGGUUCCUCCUGGGGGUAACAGGAGUCAAUAUGAAGAAAUUGAUAUUCCUGUGGCUCUGCUCAGCUAUACUGAUAUGUUAGAUAUUGGCAAGAGUUUCGGCAGCUCAGUGAAAGGAGCGAUGUAUGCACCAAAUGAACCUGUGCUAGACUAUAACAUGGUGAUUAUAUUUGUCAUGGCGGUGGGGACUGUUGCAAUUGGAGGCUACUGGGCAGGAAGCAGAGAUGUGAAAAAGCGGUACAUGAAGCACAAACGUGAUGAUGGGGCAGAAAAACAUGAUGAUGAAACAGUUGAUGUGACUCCAAUAAUGAUCUGUGUAUUUGUAGUGAUGUGCUGCUCAAUGCUGGUCCUCCUUUAUUUCUUCUAUGACCACUUAGUCUAUGUUAUCAUAGGAAUAUUCUGCCUGGCUGCGUCAAUUGGUCUUUACAGUUGUCUGUCUCCCUUCGUAAGAAGAUUCCCCUUGGGAAAGUGUAGAAUCCCAGACAACAACUUGCCUUAUUUUCACAAGCGUCCACAGGUCCGGAUGUUGCUAUUGGCAGUAUUUUGUAUCUCUGUCAGCGUAAUCUGGGGAAUCUUCAGAAACGAAGAUCAGUGGGCCUGGGUUCUGCAAGAUGCUUUAGGAAUUGCGUUCUGUCUUUAUAUGUUGAAAACAAUUCGCCUGCCUACAUUUAAGGGUUGUACCUUGCUCCUCCUGGUUCUUUUUGUGUAUGAUGUGUUCUUUGUAUUUAUCACACCUUUUCUAACAAAGACUGGGGAGAGUAUAAUGGUGGAGGUAGCUGCAGGCCCGUCUGAUUCUGCCACUCAUGAAAAGCUCCCAAUGGUCCUGAAGGUGCCACGACUGAACUCCUCACCGUUGGCUCUGUGUGACAGGCCUUUUUCUCUCCUAGGAUUUGGAGACAUUUUAGUUCCAGGCUUACUGGUAGCCUAUUGCCAUAGAUUUGAUAUUCAGGUGCAGUCAUCCAGAGUCUAUUUUGUAGCCUGCACAAUAGCAUACGGCAUAGGCCUUCUUGUGACCUUUGUUGCCUUGGCAUUGAUGCAGAUGGGCCAGCCCGCUCUCCUCUACUUGGUGCCCUGUACUCUUCUCACAAGCUUUGCUGUGGCUCUUUGGAGAAAGGAGCUUGCAAUGUUCUGGACGGGCAGCGGCUUUGCGAAAGACCUACCUCAGCCUCCCUUGGUGAUAGCUCCUGUCAACUGCCCUGAGCUUCCCAAAGAUAGCAAUGUACCAGCCUCUCAACAAGACACAGAGCAAAUGACCAAUCCUACCCUCCAUGUGAAGGAGCUGCAUGGCCCCACCUCAGCUGCAGAGGAGCUGGCUGAUACCGACACAAAGAUGGACCAGUCAGAAAUUUCUAUUGCACAGAGUGAGGAACCAGCUGGUCAGAAUAUGGAAAACCUUGAAAGCAAAUGCCUAAAUGCAGAGCAAAAACAGCUGGAAUAAACAAUGUGAUAAGAACUCCUUAUUUUCCCUCACAAACAUAUCCAUAUGAAACCAGUAUUUAUUUAGGACUGGUUUAGUAGUGUUUGCAUUCAUUGAGGAACCUCACUGGGAGUCUGAUCAUCAAAUCCAACAACGAAUGUUCUGCCUCCAGCUUCAGUACAGCUAUACACUUCAAACAUCUUUCUGAAAUAUGGUGCUCUAAAAGGGUUCUGAUGUAUGGAUUUCAAUGAUCAUUUUAUUAGUGAAUGCCUUUGACCGUUCCAUUUUCAUUAUACCGGGGUAGUAUUAAGAGUCUUAUUUACACAGUACUCUGUGCUUGUGUGGCUAUUUUGCUGCUUUAGCAUAGUGUAGGUUAACAUGGAGGAAAAGCAUUGAAGAAGUCUGCUACAAUGCUUAGUUGAGAGAAACGUGAUAGUUUUUUAGCACUUUCCCUAUUGUCAUCUUUUACUUUUACUCUUCCCUACUUGUCAAAGCCAUUGAUACAAGGGAAUGCUUUAGUAUAAACUGACAUUCAGGAAAUGCAGAGAAUGGUUAAAUUACCAGCCUCUGAAAGGAUUUAUACUACCAUGGUGCAUUAAAUGCAUCUCUUAACUUUUUUGUCUUUGUUUUUACGUUCAGAUACCUGGGUUGGCUACUAGUCUAGUUUAAAAGGCAGGAUGAAUGGAGCUACAGGAAGCUUUCUAAGCACUCGUAUGAACUCUAGGGGCUGUCUCUGAAAAUAAACAGUGUUUGUUACAGAACACUGUCUGGAAGCAAAAGCAUAUUAAGAGUGUUUAAUGUUUUAGAAAUAAAAUACAAGCCAAAUAGGUAGUAGCACUAUACUAAGCUUAAUAGGCAGUAUUUUUGUUGGGAAAAUGUUCAAGUGAAGCAGUAAAAGAUCAUAUGCUUGGGGUUUUGAGCUUCUACUUGCUAUUUGUUUAAAGAAUAUAAUUGCGAUUUCUAAUUCUGAAGAAAAUAAUCUGGUGGUUUCAUUCCCAAGGAAGCACAUAUGGUGCUAUAGUCAGGUGUGACUUAAAGCUACUUGCUGCUCAGUAACUAAUCAACUGCCUCAGUCAUGUUUUGUCUUUGUCCCAAGAGUAGCCAAAGCAUGGCCUGUCAGGGUCUGGAAUGAGGCUGUGAUCUAGCCUAUUAUUUUGCACCUCUUGCUACAUGACAUUGUGAAGGAUUGAAUUUGUGAAUUUAAAGCUUUUUGGGGUGCAGCUGGUCUUACUUUAUAUCCCUGAAAUUGUGCGUUUUCCUGUCUAACAUGAUUGAGUCUUUUAUGCAUCAACUUUAGUACACAUAGAGGGAUUAUGUGAUUUUGCAUAUUAUUUAUUCCAUCUAAGAACAUUUGGCUUUCUCAGUGGUGUCUGUCUACACUUAAAUUGCAAUCCCAGAAACCCUCAAACACUUCAUGUUACUUCCAUUUUCUAUUUCAGUUCUAUUCUAGGAUCCUAGAAUAUGAUUCCAAAUUGCAUGGAAGAAAUACUCUUAAGAGUAUUUGAGAGCCCAAAAUGUCAUUUACAAAUGUUGAGUUAAAUUCUGAAGGGCUCUCUUGUAAUGUCUGUCUGAUAAACUUCAGCCAUUGUCUUUUUGGCUAAGUCUUCCAAAAGUUUGGCCUGUGCUUUUUGGAUGAUAACCUCUGUUCUGAUCUGUUUCACAUUGGGUGGAUAGUGCUCUUUCUCUAGAAUGUGGAAGGCUUUCUUUAAAACCACACUACGGCUUCAGAGUUUUACCAGCUUCUGCUUAAAGCCUCAAGCUUUGUCUGAUAAGUUGAUAUAAUGGUGAGUUUCUUGAAAGGCUUCCUGAGUCCAAAAGCCUGCACUAUAUUUAAUUUACAAAUCACCCUAAUGGAAGAUAGUAGUACUAAAGAGAUCUGUUUUUCAUUCUCCUCUUUAAUGGACUAUGUUACUUUUGCCAGCAGUAAUCUGAACCAAUUAUUACUAAUAAAAAGCAACAGAGACAUUUUACUGAAAACUUCAGCCAGCUGGAUUAUGCCUUAAUUUAAGCCAUUGUAUAAGUAUGUAUAUUAAAUCAAGAAAACAAUCCUCGGUUUAAAUAAUGAACUUGACAAAUAGCAAGAAAACAAGUUUGGAGACUGACUCAAAGUUCUAUGGUUUUUUGCCUUGAUUGUCUUUCAAUCAUAAUGUUAUUUGGAAUAGCUUUUUAUAUACUUAAAAGCCAGUAGCUUUCUGAUGAUGAAGCAUUAAGUUUUAUCACCUACUUGAAAGUGUAUUUUAACAUUUGUUCUCAUAUGUUGUGGCUUAGGAAACUUACUUUCUCAAAUUGUUUAUAACUCAAUUAAAAUGGAAGUAUUCGUAACACUUACCUUGUAGGCAUUUAACAGUUGCUUUGUUCACAUUGCAUUCUAGAUAGGUCUGCUUGUAGCACGUGCUUCACCUGAUGUUUCUGGGCGUUUUACAGCUGGUUUUGUGUGAUUUUGUUUGUUUGUUUUUUUCAAGCUACAAAGAUCAAUGCGGAAAAACCCCAAUAGCUACUCAAUGCAAUAUCUCCAGUUAAAGUAUGUAAACUGGCCGUGAGUUACAUACUUUGACUAUUCCAGUACUGUAUAAAUCAGGUGACCCUGGCGCACCAGUUUGGCUGCGACUGUUCGGACCCUAAUCCUGGGCAGUUCAAUCAUUUCCAUCAAAAACCAAGGCUGUGCUUUUUCUGUCUUUCAGAAACCUCCCUGACCAGCUUAAUGUGAAACUUAAUAUUGUAUAGGAAAAUGUGACGAUCUGUUCAGUGUAGCUGACUGGUUUUAUCUGAUGAUUGCAGAUAUACAUCCCACACCAACCUUGAGUUAAAAAUGCUCAAAAUAAUGAAAGUAAUGUUAAAAGUAAUGUUGAUGCACUGCUUGUUUACAUCUUUCAUAUACUAAGCCUUUAGCUAACUAUCUAAAAAUUCAAUAAUAAGGAUUCUAUUUCUGAAAACUUGGACGCGUUCAGGGGAAGCACCUCUUUUAGUCAAAAAA
This is a messenger RNA of Gavia stellata (red-throated loon), 4747 nucleotides long. RefSeq names its product signal peptide peptidase like 2B (gene SPPL2B). Gene Ontology annotation, cellular component: lysosomal membrane; Golgi-associated vesicle membrane; lumenal side of endoplasmic reticulum membrane. Lineage: Eukaryota; Metazoa; Chordata; Aves; Gaviiformes; Gaviidae. Gene Ontology annotation, biological process: membrane protein proteolysis. The record is from RefSeq and is a predicted model, not a curated record. The transcript has 15 exons. Gene Ontology annotation, molecular function: aspartic endopeptidase activity, intramembrane cleaving. Bases 1 to 1794 code for a protein of 597 amino acids.